Molecule: messenger RNA, 3402 nt
Organism: Necator americanus (New World hookworm)
Lineage: Eukaryota; Metazoa; Nematoda; Chromadorea; Rhabditida; Ancylostomatidae
Exons: 2
Coding region: 1-3402 (1133 amino acids)
Biological process (GO): proteolysis
Molecular function (GO): aspartic-type endopeptidase activity; zinc ion binding; nucleic acid binding
Source: RefSeq, a predicted model, not a curated record
AUGACACUUGUUUUUCACAAAAGGCCGAUAUUGCUGAGUGCAAAAACGCUGCAGUCACUACUGGAUAAGUACAGUACUUACUCAGAUGAGAUAAAACCAUCAGGAACAGAUGAGGAAAGGUACGAAGAGUAUCUCAGUGCCGCAAAUUUGCUCUCUGGAAGCAUAGAGACAAUCAAAAUGAGCAGAAACGCUCUUCAGGCAUUGAUAGAUAAAUUGCAAAAAGAAUAUGAAGAAGCAAGAUCUAAGGGAAAUAAAAAAGACCUCACAAAUGAAGUUGAGGAGAUUGAAAAUGGCACGCAAUUCAAUGAAAGGAUUGCAAAGGCAAACGAAAUGGUAUAUAUACUAAGUGCCAGAGUCACAGAAGCACGGAAUCACAUGGGAAAACUUGCAAGGAAGAUGGGAAUAACUCAUAGAGAGCCCACAAAACAAAAACCUGCAAGAAUAAAUGAAACUCACGCAGAUCAGCAGACCGCAACAGAGUCAACUGCGACUGAGGAAACCGAAGAAGGUUCUUCACAAAAUGACGCCAUUUGGCUCUCGGAAGACAAUUCAAAUUCGAAAAAAAGUAGAGAAGACGAUGAAGAUUUCAUAUGUCGUACUCUCAAACCAAGGCAACUAAGUUUGCCACGAUUCUACGGGGACGAAGAAGAGUUCCCUGAAUUUUGGGCAAUAUAUGAAACGCUCGUUGACCAAAGUAAGGUUUUAAGUACAGUCGAAAAAAUGCUGUUACUUAGAGAUAGCCUCAAAGGGAGAGCAGAAACAGCCAUAAAAGGCAUACAAUUGAUCCCACAAAAUUAUAAGUGGAUGAUUAAUGCUUUGAAAAAGAAAUACGGUAAUAAACCGACUAACAGAGCAAAAAUAGUGCAAAAAUUAAUUAAUUUGCCAGCAGCAAAGAAUGAUGCUGAUAGCUGUAUGAACACGUUCGACAAAAUUCGAAUGCUCAUGAAUCAAAUGGUCUCUGCAGGCCAAAAUAUACCACAAAUGCAAGAUGCGAUGUGGACAGAGAAAAUUUUGGAGAAAUUUCCUUACACUAUAGUGAAAAACGUUCUUGUUACAAUUCAAGAUCAAGAUGAAGUGAAAAUAGAAGAUGUAAUGGAUCAUCUUGAGAAGGAGAUUAAUGCAAAAAAGUUUGUAGACGCACGUUUAAAAGGUCGUGUAAAAUUUGAAAACCAUCCGAACCGAAGACAAUACGGUGUGGAUGUUACAGAACCCCCAAAAUUGGGAAAAAUUUGUCGUUUUUGUGACAACUCAAAUCAUAUAUCAGCGAACUGCCGAACAAUCACUGAUAUCAAAUCAAGGCGAAAUAUGGUGAAAGAAGCCAGACAAUGCUGGAAAUGUUUCUCAGAAGAACACAGCAGUUAUGACUGUCAGAAACCAAAUUGUCCUAAAUGUGGCAAAAUGCACGAUGUAAGCCUUUGCAUUUCCACUUCAGAUGAUGGUACCAGGACAAGAUAUAGCGCUGGUGACCGAUCGCGCAAUCAAAGCUCCUCCAAUACCGUACCAGUUCCAAGAAAUAACACUACUGCUCGGAAUCAAUACGGCAAUGGCCGCAAUAAUGGUAACAUCCGCAACAAUCAGCAGACAAAUCCUCAUACAGCUGAUCACAGUACUAACCACUCAGCCGAAGGUUCCGUGUACAUUGACAAAAGAAAAGAGCAAGUAAUCCUGAUGACUGCCGAAGGAAAUGUUUGGAAUAAUAACACCAGACAAUUCGAAAAACUCCUGUUUUUCUUUGACACUGGAGCUCAAAAAACUAUCAUUAGAGAGCAGACCGCAAGGGAAUUUGGUCUUCCAACUCAGAAAACCGAAAUCUGCACAAUGUCAGGUAUAGGUGGACAUACCGAAAAAUAUCAAACAAACAUUGUCCCCCUCAAAAUCAGCAAUGCCUUUGGCAAGGAGAUCCAUAUGACGAUUCAAACCAAGCCAAUUAUCACCAAUGGCUUUUCGUCUGUACGUCUCAACGAUGCAGAUAAACAAUACCUCCAAGACAAUGAGAUUUGCAUAAACAAUCCGAGAGUUCGCGGUGAACAUCAAAACCCGCAAAUAUUAGUCGGUCUAGAUAACUAUUACGACCUCGUAAACACAGUUGACACUAUAACUUUGCCAUCUGGAUUACGCAUUGCGCGUACGGUAUUCGGACCAACGGUACACGGCAAAGGGUCAAUCAAUUCGCAGCAAGAAGCGACAACGAUAACACAUGGCCUCAGCCUCGUUCAAGAACAGAAUGAAUCAGAAAUUCUACAGAAGUUGUUCGAACUAGAUGGUUUAGGAAUAUCAUCAGAAGAAUGUACUAAGAACGAAAACACAUUCGAGUACUUCAAAAGCUAUUCGAAAUCAAUAUCGUUUGAAAACGGCGUUGUAACCGUACCCUUUCCCUUGAAAGAUAAUGUCAUCGACCUAGCGGAUAAUUACGGAAUAGCGUACCGUCGAUUGAUUUCGUUACAAAGACAACUAUCAAAUAAUAUCCACCAACUUGCAAGUAGAACCAGUGGAAUUAUUCUUUUAUGCGAUAUUGAAGCGGCUUUCACGCAAAUCAGACUAGUGGAAGAUCAUAAAGAUUUGUGUCGGUUUUUAUGGCUGAAAGACAUGAAUAAGCCUCCAAAUCGAGACAACAUAGCAGAAUACAGAUUCAAUCGUUUGCCCUUCGGUAACACCUCGGCACCAAGUAUUCUUAACAUGGCCAUUCUGGCAUAUUUAAAUCACAAGAAUACUCCGCUCUCACUGGAGAUUGCAAAACAUAUUUAUGUGGACAAUAUUCUCUUAUGCGCCACCACCAAAGAGGAAGCACUAGAAAAAUAUACUGCUUCAAAGAAUAUUUUCCGUGAAAUCGGCAUGAAUUUACGAGAAUAUAUUUCAAACUCUGCUGAAGUUAACAGAGCUAUCCCAAAAGAGGAUAGAGCGCCCACAGACAACAUAAAACUUCUUGGCGUCAAAUAUGACACCAAAUCGGACGAAUUUGUGAUGAAAGUUACAAUUCCACAAAAAGAAAAAUUAACCAAACGCGAUAUUGUAAGCCAAAUAAACUCGAUCUAUGAUCCCGUAGGCCUCGCAAGCCCACUGAUUAUCAAACUGAAGUCUCUAAUGAGAGAAAUUUAUGAUACAGGGAUAGAAUGGAAACAAUACGUUCCGCAAGCGCUGUGUAUUAAAUGGAAUUCUGUAAUACAAGAGAUAAACAAUGCAUGUAUAAGGGUCAGUCGACCAUUGCUACGUUCUCCCACGUCUCACACCUCAAGAAUUUCCUUAUGGGUGUUUUGUGACGCCAGCAAAAUGGCAAUAUCGACAUGCGCAUAUCUGAGGUGCGAAAACACUAAUGAGAUCACUUCAUUGAUUAGUGGAAAGAGCAAGCUAACACCAAAAAGAUCCAGCAGACUAUACCACGCUUGGAAUUGUUGGCUAUCUUAA